UGAAAUGUCAAAAGUGGUAAAAUUUUUGAGUGUAAUCUACUUUUUCUCUGUUGCGUGAUAGAAAUUUCUCAUUUUCUGAUAAUUACCUUGUAUAGAAUCAAAAAUUAUCUAUUGAAAAGGUGCAACCACGUAGUUAAAUGUAUAUAGCAUUUAGUAGAAUAAAUAUAUACAAAGUCUUUUUUGUGUAAGCUGCUGAAAAUUCCUUUUAAAUGCUGGAUUGAGUGCACCAACACUCAUACCAACGCACAAGUGCGUUUUAUGAUAGCAGCAGUAGUGACAGCAGGCUGAUUCAUAUCUAAGGACCCCACUGGGAAAAUAGCUGCAGUUAAAAAGACUCCCAUCUUUCUAUAGUGGAUAGAUUCUAUAUUCUAAUAAGGUAGCAACAAUACCUAACACCAUGUAUCAGAGCGCUUGCAAUGUUGCCACGACUGGCUCAUGUGCACCUGGUACUGAAAAUGAUCGCGAAGCAGAACGUCAGGCUGCGCUUAUGGCACAGCAACCACCCACUGCGCCAGUGGAACCAGAUUACAGUGGCUUCGAUAUAGUCAAAGCGACACAAUAUGGCGCUAUAGCACGUGUGCGUGAACUAAUUGAAUCGGGUUGGGAUGUUAAUCAACCCGAUAGUGAGACUGUAACUUUGCUACAUUGGGCAGCUAUUAAUAAUAGGCGCGAUAUAAUACGAUAUUUUUUGGAGAAAGGCGCAAUAGUAGAUGCAGUAGGUGGUGAAUUGAAUGCUACACCAUUGCAUUGGGCAACACGACAAGGGCAUCUGGGUUCUGUUGUGUUACUUAUGAAUGCUGGUGCUGAUCCACGAAUACGUGACGCUGAGGGUUGCUCCUGUAUACACAUUGCCGCACAAUUUGCGCACACAGCAUUGGUGGCAUAUUUCAUAGCAAAAGGUGUUGAUCCAGACCUACAAGAUCGCGGUGGUAUGACUGCGCUGAUGUGGGCUGCAUGGAAGGUCUGCGCUCUAGAUCCCGUGCGUUUAUUGCUCACUCUUGGUGCUAAUCCCGCAAUGGUUGAUUACACACACGGCAAUACAGCGUUACAUUGGGCCAUACUUGCGCGUAAUGCUACUGCCAUAUCGACUUUGGUAUUAAAAUCACGCGCCUCCCUUGACGUUCCUAAUCUGCGUGGCGAAACGCCUCUAAGUAUGCUGGAAACGCAAGCAGGUGCCAUAUGGAUUGGUAAUAAAGUAUUGGAUCGUAUACGUGAGGCUUCACAAAAAACCCAACCGCAAAGAUCUUUGAUAUCACGGCUACGGCAUGAUAAACGGCUACGUUGGUGGGCAAUGGUGGCAUGCCCCUUUACGGCCUUUUAUUUGGCCGGUGUGGUAUUUACACUGAAUACAUUGUAUAUAAUUAAAUUCUUCCUGCUUGGUUGUUUGUAUGCCAUCUUCCAUACGCUUGGUAAAGCGUUAUUCGAUGAACACUUGCUUACGUUAUUGCCGCUAAGUGUUUACCUGGCGUCGAAGGCGUGGUUUUAUGUAACAUGGAUUGUAUAUAUUGUGGAUGCAGUGUCGUUUAUGGAAACAUUAGCUUUUCUGGCAAGUUCUGGUGUGCUUUGGGUUUGUUUUAUGAAAUCGUGGAAGGGAGAUCCAGGCAUUAUACGUCCGACACAAGAGCAACGAUUCAAAACGAUUAUAGAGUUAUCAGAACGCGGCGGUAUCGGCUUUGAACCCUCCUCCUUCUGUUCUGGCUGCUUGGUGCGUCGUCCCAUACGUUCGAAACAUUGCAGUGUAUGCGAUCGCUGCGUAGCUCGUUUCGAUCAUCAUUGUCCCUGGGUUGGCAAUUGUAUUGGUCUCAAAAAUCACGCAUACUUCAUGGGUUUUCUUUGGAUGUUACUCAUUAUGUGCGGUUGGAUGUUAUACGGUGGCGCUUGUUAUUACAUAUAUCAAUGCAAUGUACGUUUCACGCUCGUACCACUUGCGGAUUUCCAAAAAGCAAUUUACGAUAUAGCCAAUUGCAAUGCCUGGGUAGGUUGGGUUAUGGCCAAUGCUUUGCUGCAUCUCUCUUGGGUCGUGCUACUAACCAUCUGCCAGACAUAUCAAGUCAUAUGCCUCGGUAUGACCACUAACGAACGUAUGAAUCGUGGCCGUUAUCGACAUUUUCAAGCGAAAGGUGGCAAAAGUCCUUUCACACGUGGUCCAUUCAAUAAUUUGGUCGAUUUCCUGGAAUGUAAAUGUUUUGGUAUGGUACAACCACGUCAAAUCGAUUGGAUGAACUACUAUGAUAUGGAUAUGCAAGUGGGACGUACAACGGUGGAGCAAGAACCGCUGCUGCGCGGUAAUGCCGAUGGUGAAGGUGGCGGCACGGAGUUGGCACACUAUCAGUAUGUGUAGGAUAAGUCGAAUCGGGAUGCGGAGACGCGCAAUGCGCCCAUAGCAAACGUUUAAGUGCAAAAAGACAUGGCAAGACAUGGCUGGGCCGUAAAGCUAAACAAUCAAAGGCAUAUUCUAAAAGUGCAUUAUUUAGAGUGAGGUAAAAGGACUAGUAUAGAUGGGUGUGGUAGGAGUAAAACAGGUGGUUUUGAAGUGGUGUAAAAUAUUUUAAAACUUUUCUUAAAUUAUUCUAGCGCGUAUAGCGCAUAUUUAUAGUAUGAAUGUAAUGCAAAUUACCACCGCUACAAAACCCUUGCUUAGAUAACGUGCGUGUAUUAAGCCACAAAGAACAUUUGCUAUAAGUACCGUAUUAAACUUUUACUGUAUUAUAUGUAAACCUAAUUAACUAUAAUUUCUAAGGUUAAUAAUACUACUUAGGUGAAAAAUAAAUGCGUGAAAAAAGCAUACAUUAAUUUUUAGUUCGUUAUGCCGCGUAUUUAGUAAUAUAUUUAU
Molecule: messenger RNA, 2833 nt
Organism: Ceratitis capitata (Mediterranean fruit fly)
Lineage: Eukaryota; Metazoa; Arthropoda; Insecta; Diptera; Tephritidae
Gene: Hip14
Product: palmitoyltransferase Hip14
Exons: 4
Coding region: 398-2341 (647 amino acids)
Biological process (GO): protein palmitoylation
Cellular component (GO): Golgi membrane
Molecular function (GO): protein binding; palmitoyltransferase activity
Source: RefSeq, a predicted model, not a curated record